Hemiscyllium ocellatum (epaulette shark) is the source of this 2319-nucleotide messenger RNA. It is a transcript of the gene rfxap, whose product is annotated as regulatory factor X-associated protein. Bases 62 to 814 code for a protein of 250 amino acids. Gene Ontology annotation, cellular component: nucleus. Lineage: Eukaryota; Metazoa; Chordata; Chondrichthyes; Orectolobiformes; Hemiscylliidae. The transcript has 3 exons. Gene Ontology annotation, biological process: regulation of transcription by RNA polymerase II. The record is from RefSeq and is a predicted model, not a curated record.
UGCAGAGGCUGGGCCUCCGUGGGGGUUGUUUACAGUCGGAGGUCGCGGCGUGAAUUUCGGGAUGAGUGAGGGGCAAAGCGAGCGCGAUCGGGGCAGCCAGGGUGCUGUUGCCACCAGCACCACCACCACCACGCCGACGGCGGGCGUAUCCCCUCACAGCGCCUGCCCCCUGGAGGUGACCACGGUGGCUAUGGACGCGGCUCUCUUCGAAAGUAGUCAGGCAGGAGGAGCAGAGGAAGCCGUGCGGGCUCCUGAUACUACAGAGAACUCCAGGCAGGCUAACGGGGAGGAGGAGGAUGAGGAAGAAGGAGAAGACGAGGACGAUGAAGAGGAGGAGGAGGAGGAAGAAGAAGAAGAGGAGUUGGAGGAGUUAGAAGAUGAAGAGGAAGAUGACGAAGAUGAGGAGGAAGAGGAUGAAGAGGAGGAAGAAAGCGGCCACAGCGAGACGGUGAUCAGGAAAUGUGUGUACCAGGAUUGUACCGAAACCACCAACCUGGUGGCUAAACCUAGGAAGCCUUGGAUGUGCAAAAAGCACCGCAACAAAACUUACAAGGACAAAUACAAGAAGAAGAAGAGCGUUCAGGCUAUGGAUGAUACAGAUGAAAGACCUACAUCUGCCACCAAACAACGUUUGAGAUGUAUGAUAGUGCAUCAAACGAGUCGUAAAGCAAGCCUCCUUGAGCAAGUUUUAAAUCAAAAGAGAUUGUCAUUAUUGAGAAGUCCAGAAGUUGUCCAGUUUCUACAACAGCAGCAACGAUUGCUGAGCAACCAGGCCCUUGCUCAAAGGCAGCAGUUUCCAGAAUCACCAAUGUGAUGCUUUCUUUGCAAAUAAGAUGGUAAUGUACAGGAGGAUAAUGCUAAUGAAAUGUCUGUAAGUCACUGAAGGUUUUCACAUUUCAGCUGCUUUACUUCAUUACUGUGAGAACAGAGUUUUCUAACACCAUUUUGAAAAAAAUGUUAUUAAUUAACCGUGGUGAUUGUGAUAUUACCAUAUGAAAGGUAUGCUUGUAUUAAAGGUAUGCUUGGAUAUUUUUGAAUAUUCCUGAUUGGUAAUUUGACCCUGGAUGACGAUUGUGCAGAUGAGGUUGAGGGAUGAUGGUAUAAAAUGGAGCAGUUUACUAUUACAGGACCCAGUCUUGUCACUGAGCAUUUUCAAAUUAGAUACAGCAGCUGAGUGCGAAAUAAAGCUCUGUUGCCCCUGCGCCAUCAAUGUACAUCAGCCUAAACAAAAACUAUCAUUUACGUAAUGUUGUAUGUGAAGUCAUCUGAGGAAGUAUUGUGGUGGAGGUAGAAAAUGUAGUGGAUCCUGACUAAGCAAAAAUGAGAAAAGUUGGAAUAGCAAGUAGAUUUUAAAAGAAGAGUCUAUAUGGCUUCUGAAAGCAGAAGGGUGUGGAAGGAUUUCAAGAAUACCUUUAUUGUUUGGUACAAUAUAAUGGAAAGUCUGUGGAGUAUGUAAGGAUAUGUAAGGGUUGUAAUGUUACAGAAAAGCACUGCUAUAGUUUGUGUCUUCAAGCAAAUUGCAAAAUCUGAGCUGAUUUCUGCUGUUCAGAAUUUAAGGUUUGAACUAUUCAUUUUUUUUCUGGCUAGACCAGGUUUUUGUUCAAAUUGCCCUGAAGAUAGUGAUGAAUUGUCAUUUUGAACUACUUAGUUCUUAUUGUGUAGGAAAUACUGUUAGGAAGGGAGUUCCAAAAUUUUGACCCAGUGAAGGAAUGACAAUAUAGUUCCAAAUCAAGGUGGUGAGUGGCUAAGAGGGGAAUGACCAUGUGGUGGUGUUCCUCAAUAUUUGUUCUUCUCCUUCUAAGUGAUGGAGGUUGUGCUGUCAUCUUACAAAUCCUACUGAUGUACAUUCACUCCACACUCUUAUUUUUAAUUAACAAAGGUAAAGUUGGUUGCAGGCACUACAUGAAUAAUCACAAUGCAGACAUUGUAGGAACAAUGCUCUGCAGGAUUAAAAUUUUUCUUCUUCAUCUCAAUUUUUCAGCAGGUUCUUCCUCUUUUGCCUUCACAUAGCCAGCCUUCCAUUGUUAUAAAUAAAUAAUUAUGGCAUCCAAAUAGAAUACAAAUGCUGUUUUACAGAUGCAAGCAUAAUUUUUAAUUCCCAGAUGCCUCGCAGAGAUUAAACACUGCAGUCAACUGUUAUAUUCAUUCAGUUUGAAAUUGGAAAUGAUUAGGUUAGAGGACAUUUGAAUUUCUAGAAAUGUAUGUUUACUAGAUUAUUAAAUGUGUUAAAUACCUUCAAAAGUGAUUUUGUUUGAAAUUUUAAUUACAAUGUAUUAAGCCUGGUCUUUAACAAAUUUUGGAAUAUUGAUUUUCAAAUAA